AUGGAAAAAUACAGUUUUGGGAGAGUGUUGGGGUGUGGUAGUGAAGGAAAAGUGAUGCUGGGGUGUAACAAUCAAAACCAUAACAAGGUAGCAAUUAAGUAUUUAGGACAAGAGCACUCUAUUUUGAAUGCUAUGGUGAAUGAGGUAGAAAUCUUGGAAGAGUGUGCUGGGCAUGUGAAUAUCAUCAAUCUUCUGGAUGUUACAACAAACAAGAAUGGCAGCUUCAUGGUCUUUGAGUUGAUGGAAACAGACCUAAGACAUCAUAAGAGGUUUGAAGGACAUGAGAUCAGAUCGUUCAUGAGGCAGAUCCUUUCGGGGCUUGCAUGGAUCCACUCCAACAAAAUUGUCCACCAGGAUAUAAAGCCCGAAAAUCUGCUAGUGAAAGGUGGUGUGGUAAAGCUUGCUGACUUUGGUCACGCACGAAGGUUGUGGGAACAACCUAGGGAAUGUUUUGGGACACUGUCAUAUCAUUCUCCCGAGCAACUCAAGGGUGAGAGGGGCCUUUACUCUACAGCAAUAGACAUAUGGGCAGCCGGGUGUGUCUUUGCAGAGAUGGUUUUAGAGUUUCGGUUAUUUGAUCCCAUAGACUAUGAAUUUAUGAAUGAAGAGGAUCGGAAAUGCCAAAUGAUGGAAUUAAUUCAAGCAUGGAAUUCAUGGUCAGAAUUGGAGCUUAUAGUAGGCGAUAAGAGCACUGUGGAGCUUAUGGCAAGGAUGCUAAAGGUGGAUCCUUGCAAAAGGAUUUCUGCCCAAGGGGCAUUAAAAUCCAAGUAUUUUGGUUCUGUGGAGGUGGGCACCCCAAGUAUGCAAAUGGUUGGUACUGGUGUUUGUAAGAAUUUCAAUUUGGCAUGUAUUGCUCAUUAA
Selaginella moellendorffii is the source of this 861-nucleotide messenger RNA. RefSeq names its product cyclin-dependent kinase A-2. The transcript has a single exon. Gene Ontology annotation, biological process: protein phosphorylation; mitotic DNA damage checkpoint signaling. The record is from RefSeq and is a predicted model, not a curated record. Gene Ontology annotation, molecular function: protein serine/threonine kinase activity; ATP binding. Lineage: Eukaryota; Viridiplantae; Streptophyta; Lycopodiopsida; Selaginellales; Selaginellaceae. Gene Ontology annotation, cellular component: nucleus; cytoplasm. The coding region runs from base 1 to 861 and encodes 286 amino acids.